This is a messenger RNA of Leucoraja erinaceus (little skate), 1996 nucleotides long. RefSeq names its product phospholipase B domain containing 2 (gene plbd2). The transcript is spliced from 12 exons. Gene Ontology annotation, molecular function: glycerophospholipase activity. The coding region runs from base 28 to 1743 and encodes 571 amino acids. The record is from RefSeq and is a predicted model, not a curated record. Lineage: Eukaryota; Metazoa; Chordata; Chondrichthyes; Rajiformes; Rajidae. Gene Ontology annotation, biological process: phospholipid catabolic process. Gene Ontology annotation, cellular component: extracellular region.
CUGAAUCACGUGACGGGGUGGUGAAACAUGGCGGCGGCUGUCGGGCCCGAGCGACCCCGAUGCCCGGCGCAGCCCAGGCCGGCCGCUCUGUUGCUGCUCCUCCUCACGGCGCUGCUCCAGCCGCUGCUGGCGGCCUCCGACAUCCACUUCAUCUCGGCGGUGCUGGACAAACACGGCGGCAGGCUGAGGGUGGUGCUGGGGCUGCGGCGGGACGGGGUGGCGUGGGGCAGCUUCCGGGACGACAUCAAAACCACGGGCUGGGCCUACCUUGAACUGACUACAAAUGGAACGUACAAUGAUAGUAUUCAGGCUUAUGCUGCAGGAAUAGUGGAGGCUGAGAUCACACGCCCCUAUAUUUACAUGCAUUGGAUGAAUACAUUGUAUGGCUACUGUGAACCCUUGAAAUAUCAGACUGCCUACUGUGAAAAGCUCAAAACCUACAUAGAGAGUAAUCUGGCAUGGAUGGAAGAAAUUCUAGCACAACAACCUACAGACGGAGACACCGAUCCAUAUUGGUACCAGAUACGAUUGGCAUUACUGCAGCUGAAAGGACUGGAUGACGGCUAUAAUAAGCAUAUUUUGUUUCCUACUGAAAAAUUCAGCAUUCGACCUGACGGAUUAAUUCUCUUACAGAUGACUGGUGACUUGGAAGAUCUAGAAAAUGUAUUUAAUAAAUCGGACAGUUCAAAGAUGUUUGGUUCUGGGUCUUGCUCUGCGCUCAUCAAACUAAUGCCAGACAAUAAGGAACUGCUUAUUUCGCAUGAUACCUGGAGUAGUUAUCAGACAAUGCUCAGAAUUAUCAAGAAAUACAAGAUGCCUUUUAAGACCUUCCCAGCAGGUGAUGUAAUACCAGGUGAAGUGCAGGCCUUUUCAUCAUAUCCAGGGACUAUCUUUUCUGGUGACGAUUUUUACAUCUUGAGCAGUGGAUUGGUCACUUUAGAAACCACAAUAGGUAAUAAUAAUGCACAUUUGUGGAGUUUUGUGAAGCCUUAUGGUUCUGUGAUGGAGUGGUUAAGAAACAUUGUGGCUAAUAGGCUUGCAACAACUGGUGCGGAAUGGGCUGCAACUUUUAAGAAGUUCAACAGUGGCACCUACAAUAAUCAGUGGAUGAUUGUGGACUAUAAUUUCUUUAAACCAGGCAAAUCUGAUAUGGAAAACAACCUGUUGACAGUUUUGGAACAAAUACCGGGCGAAAUCGUAGUUGCUGAUAAAACAGAUGUGCUGAUGCAGAACGGUUACUGGGCGAGUUACAACAUACCGUAUUUUGAAGACAUCUAUAACGCAAGUGGUAAACUAGCCUUGUUUCAGGAAUACGGAGACUGGUUCAGUUAUGACAAGAGUCCUCGGGCUCUGAUAUUCCGUCGAAAUCAGACUUCUGUUACAGACGUGAUUUCGAUGAUUAAAUUAAUGAGGUAUAAUAACUUUAAGAAAGAUCCUCUGUCAAAAUGUCAGCAAUGUGAUCCUAAGCCCAAUGGUGAAAAUUCAAUUUCGGCCAGAUCUGACCUUAACCCGGCCAAUGGAAGCUACCCAUUUUCUGCACUGGGACAGCGUCCACAUGGAGGCACAGAUAUGAAGGUCACCUCAUAUGAAUGGCAUAAGACCUUUAAGAUGUUUGCUGUGAGUGGCCCAACGUGGGAUGAGGUUCCGGCAUUUCGAUGGAGCAAAUCCCCUUUCAGUAAACUAAUGCACAUGGGACACCCCGAUCUAUGGAAGUUCAUGCCAGUGAUGGUGGAUUGGGAAUGAAAACCUGGAGCAUAUACCCGAUUAAAGAACGUACUUUAAAUCACAUCAUGCCACUUAUGUUGCCCUUCUGCCUCAUUUAAAAUAUUACCGUGUUUAUUUGUAUGAAGCUACUGUAUGAAAUGGGAGAAUUUUAAAUCUCUCAUUUGUGGUGUAAAUUUAUCAGAAUAAUCACCACCUUGUACCAAAGUUUUAUUUUGAAUGAAAUCUUGAAAUUUAAUAUACCUGGUAUAUUAAAAAUGGUACCACAAGCGCA